AUGGAAAAGCGGUUGGUCCUAACCGCGGUGGCACCACAACUGCGCGGAAUCGUGGGAGAACUGGGAAUCGGAAUGACAAUGAACAACGCAAACAGAAACAUCAACUUCCUCGCCCUCACUGAUAGAGGCACUAGCACCGCCUACACGAGCGCAUGCUUCCAAUGGGAAAGGAAGCUGCGCGCAGAUUUUUCCA
This is a messenger RNA of Amoebophrya sp. A120, 193 nucleotides long. The record is from the annotation of a GenBank genome assembly. NCBI's taxonomy places the organism in Eukaryota, Dinophyceae, Syndiniales, Amoebophryaceae.